AUGGAAAGUCCACGAAACAUCACAGAAUUUUUCAUGCUGGGACUCUCACAAAACCCUGAGGUGCAAAGAGUUUUAUUUGUGAUCUUUUUGAUUGUCUACCUGGUUUCUAUUGGGGGCAACUUGCUUAUCAUGAUCACCAUUAUCUUCAGCCCCACCUUGGGUUCCCCAAUGUACUUUUUCCUCUCAUAUUUGUCUUUCAUUGAUACUUGUUAUUCCUCAUGCAUGACUCCUAAACUCAUUGCCGACUCCUUGUAUGAGGGGAGAGCCAUCUCUUUUGAGAACUGCCUGGCUCAAUUCUUUGUUGCCCAUUUAUUGGGAGGAACUGAGAUCAUCCUGCUGACAGUCAUGGCCUACGACCGCUACGUGGCCAUCUGCAAACCCCUGCACUACACCACCAUCAUGACCAGGCAACUCUGUGGCCUGCUGGUGGGGGUAGCUUGGCUGGGGGGCUUCCUGCACUCAGUCGUUCAGCUCUUCCUGGUCCUUCAGUUGCCUUUCUGUGGGCCCAAUGUGAUCAAUCACUUUGUCUGUGACUUGUACCCCUUGCUGGAACUCGCCUGCACCGACACCUUUACCAUCGGUCUGCUGGUGGUGGCCAACAGUGGUGUGAUCUGCAUGUUGAGUUUCCUGAUGUUGGCUGCCUCCUACGUCAUCAUCCUGCGCUCCUUGAGGUCCCACAGUGCAGAAGGGAGACGCAAAGCCCUCUCCACCUGUGGGGCCCACUUCACUGUGGUUGCCUUGUUCUUUGUACCCUGUAUAUUUAUUUACAUGCGGCCAUCAUCUACUUUGUCUAUGGACAAAAUAGUGGCUGUGUUUUAUUGUAUUUUGACACCCAUGUUCAACCCCCUGAUUUAUACCCUGAGAAAUGCAGAAGUGAAAAAUGCUAUGAAGAAUCUAUUGAAGAAAUGA
Messenger RNA from Condylura cristata (star-nosed mole), 909 nucleotides. Its product is annotated as olfactory receptor 140. Gene Ontology annotation, cellular component: membrane. Gene Ontology annotation, biological process: G protein-coupled receptor signaling pathway. Gene Ontology annotation, molecular function: olfactory receptor activity; G protein-coupled receptor activity. The transcript has a single exon. The record is from RefSeq and is a predicted model, not a curated record. The coding region runs from base 1 to 909 and encodes 302 amino acids. Lineage: Eukaryota; Metazoa; Chordata; Mammalia; Eulipotyphla; Talpidae.